AUGAUGCGAGAUCACCGCUCUCGGGACUCCGAGAGUGCUCGCCGCCGGUGGCACGAGUCUCGCGAUGCGAGAGAUUCGCGUCAACCGCCGUCGCAGCAGCCAACGCCGACUCAGCAAUACCCGCAACAACAACAACAACAACAACCGCCUCCACCACCACCGCAGCAACAACAGUACCAGCAACAGUACCCUCAACAAUACCCUCAGCAAUAUCAGCAACAACGAUACCAACAACCCCCCAUGUACCAACAGCCCCAGCAAUACCAACAAUUCCAGCAUCAAAACUCCCCUCAGCAACAGCAGCCUUACAAUCAACAACAGCAGUACCCGCAAUCUCAACACUACCCCAACGCGCCGCCGCAGACUCAUCCCGCCUAUAAUGAUCCCUACUCACCUCACCCAGAGACACGUCGACCGCAGACGCCCUCGAGCAUAUUCUCUUCGUCCAGUGACACGUCGUCGUCGCUACUGGAUAUCUCGCGAUUCAAGGACACGAAGGAAUAUGGCGGCGUUUUCGGCACCUUCUUCAAGGCGCCCUCAGAGCGCGUGAGGCAGCGUUUGCACAAGAAGAAGAAGAAGCGCCGCGUGCUCUACUUUGGCAAUUCGUCAUCGUCAUCGGUCAACUCGGACUUGGCGUACGGCCAGGGAUAUGUCAAGCAGCCAAAGAGUCGCACUCUUAGCCCUCGGAGCCGCGCUUCCGCUUCAGCCCAAGGAUACGCGUCCUCUUCGGGAUACGCACAGGGCUAUGCGCGCCGAAGACGGUCUUCGGCAGAGGCCUCCGACCGCGACCGCACGCCCACACUCCCACCCAGGAAAGCAAAGACUGCGGACGAAGAGAUCAUGGCUCUUGGUCAACAGCUCUCUAAUCUAGCCAGGAAGUCCAAGGAGGAUGAGAUGCGCCGCGCUAACAAGAGCUCAGGUAAGGGCAAGGCGGCAGCUCUUGGACUUGCAGCGGGCGCGGCAGGCGCGGCAAUGGCGUCUCGAUACGGUCGACGUCAGGGUCACGGCCUGGGAAACUCCAAGACUCGUGUCGAGACUUCCGACGACGAUUCGGACUGGGAGGAUGCCUCGGACGACGAAUCUUCCUCCACCACAAGUGAUAGUGAUGGUGCGGUCUCGGCCGCCGACUCGGAGCUUGCUUACGGCACCGUUGGGGAGUCUCUCAGGCCCGCUGUCGGAGUUGCCGCGGCUGCUGCAAGUGCGAGCGCCGCGGCAGCAAUGGCUGGCUCACACUCUCACUCAGGCUACCAUUCAUCUUCGGACUAUCGGAGAUAUGGAUACGGAUAUAAUGGAGAGAAGAGCUCGAUCGUUGAUCCCCGGCUGUUCGGUCCCUACAAUUCGCUGCGAGGCUCAAUCAACACCCCGUGUGGCUUCCGGGAUGAAGAGCAAGCAGCCGCCUACCGCCGCUCCUCGGGCAGUGUGGCGUCAGGUCCGAUUCACAUGCGGGACAACUACCCAGGUCCCAGCGCUGAGCAUUCUCGCUUCCAAUCAGAACAAACUUCCCAUUCCGCCUCACACCAGGCUCGACCUGCUCCAGUUCCCCUUCAGCAGCCCGUUCCCAAGGUCCCGGUGUCUUCAAAGGUCUACGAGACGGAGAAGUUUGAGGAUUCGAGCCGAAGGGAAUCUCGCAACUCUCGUCAGCGGUCUGAUGGCAAAUGGGGCGACAUUGCUGUUGAAGCAGCCGCAGUUGGCGCAGUCGGCGCAGCCGUGGCGUAUACGGCUUCACGCAAGGAAAGCAAGGAAAGACGAGAGUAUCGCGAAGAUAAGCGUGAUCACGAUAGUCGACGUGGUCGGGAUGAGAAGCGGGAGACCGACUCGAAGCGCCAGGAACGAGUCGAGGAGGAGUCUUUCGAGCGAGAGCGCGAGCGACUGGAGUUUGAGCGACAGAAAGCCCUCGAGGCGGAGCAACUGAAGCUCCAGGAGCUCGAACGCCAAAAGGCUCAGGAAAUUGAGCGGCAGAAAGCUCUCGAGCUCGAGAGGCAGAGAGCCCAGGAGCUUGAGCGUCAGAAGACCCUCGAACUCGAACGACAACUGGCUCAGCAGGCGGAACGACAUAAGGAACUGGAAAUUGAACGGCAACGAAACCUGGAAUGGGAACGGGAAUACCGACGAACGCACCACGACUCCUCUUAUUCACAGUAUAAUGAGCGAAAGCACGAGAAAUCCUCACGAUAUGAUGAUCAUGACGAUACCCACAAAGUAACGAAGGAGAAGGAGGCUGAGAAGGAGGAGAGGAGCAAAGUCGACGUUGUAGUUGCGCCUCAACUGGAUCGAAGCGAAGGCACAGAAUUCCGCAUCGAGCAUGGGCCCGAAUUCCAGGUCAUGCGCGAGCCCGAGGUUCAGGCUGAGAGUAGCGAGCGCAUUACCACUGUCACUGAAGAGAGCCGCGAGCUUCCUCUACCAACUGGUGCAGGCCACCAUGUUGUUACUGAGCACGAAGUUGUCGCAGAGACGAGCCAGCCUGCUCAGCCCAGAGACCCGGCCUACGACCCAUUCCAGUACCAGGUUUCGGACGAUGCUUUCACCAUGUCCCAGGCGGCUACGCCCAAGCGACCCCUUACGCCUAAUGUCGUGACGAUUGAACGCGAACCUAAUUUUGAUGAUUCUCCGCCAAGAUCCCUGGCAUCAGAUGCUCGACUGAGCCGCCGGGACUCGUUCGAGAUCGAGAGGAUGGUGGAGGAGUACCGCAGAGGAACACAGGACGUUAUGCAGUUCCAGGACCCCCGCUCCGGUCACGGAUAUGAGGAAGAGGAGCAUGAAGCCAAGUCUAUUCUUGAUGAGGCCAAGCAUGCCACUGUCCCUGUAGCGGCGGUCGCAGUCGCCUCCGCUGUCGCCGUUGAGAGGGGACGCCAGAGCAGCGAACACGCCAAGGACAGCUCACGAGACAGUUCGCGACAGGAACGAGACACAGUUCAGGAGGAGGCCGAUCGAUACUACCGAGAGACCUGCAUUGCUCGGAAGAUUGCCUCUGAGGAGAUGCGAUCUCGCAGUGCAUCUCCUGAGCGAUCGGUUAUUGACAAGUGGCAAGACGACAAGUAUGAACCCAUGACCAUUGUCACGCCGCCUGAUAUGGAGGAAAAGCACCCAGAGACGAGCCCCUUCGACGGUCCUAAUGCGGAUGUGAAGAUUGACAACAAGAUCUAUCCUCGUGAGGAGAGACACUACCGCAACCUGGGCGACAACUCUAUGGCUCUCGUUCUGAGGUCAAGGGAAGUCUCGCGGGAACGACCUGUCCUGAAUCUGAUCUAUCCCACUCCCAUCCCAAGUCGUCAGCCUUCUCCUGCACCCGAGAAAAAGGAGACAACAAGGGAAAUCGAGGAAGUAUCUGCCACUCCGGAGGCCAAGGAGGUCACGGAAGUCACAGAGGUCACUCCUGAAGUCGCUGAGAUUGCCCCGGAAGCUAGAGAAGUCACUUCCGAAGUCAAGGAGGUCACACCCGAAGACGUGAUCGUCGCACCUCGAGGUGAUAUCGUCCCGCUUGGCGAGCCGGCGCCCCUUGCCAAAUCCGUCACUUGGGGUGAGAACGAGACAAAGAGCUUUGAAGUUGAGACUCCUGAGACUCGUAGCGAUUCUGAGAGCUACUUCCACUCCGAGCCCUUGGAUAGGACUUCUGAUAAGCCCAGGCCACGACUGAACAAGGCGAGCCGAUGGGGCAUCUUGGCUGCAGCGAUCGCCGGCAGCAGUGCUGAGCCCAUCAACGAGCCUGAAGUCGAGAUUCCUUCUCACAAGGCUGCGGAUAUACCCAGAAGCUAUCCCGAGGAGACGAGCCGCGAGGUGGUUCCUGUUUUCUCCGCCGAGGUCUACGACGAUGACUCGAGCCGUGAGCCACCAAUUCCUGGACCCAAGCCCGCGAGCCCACACCCCGAGCAGAUGCCCGGUGGCUACGCCGAUGAUCUCGAGUUUGCUGCCACUCUUGCCGCUGGUCUGAAGGAGACCGGCUUUGAUCCCGAGAUUGUUAUUGACAACCCGACUUUCCACCGCCGCGACUCUUCGCCGGGCGUGCAAAAGGCGAUCGGUGACGCUCACGGUGACGCUCAUGUCGAUGCUAAGGGCAAUUGGUACACACGACCUUACGCAGAGACCGCCUCGGACACCAGCGACGCUCCUGGUAAACUCUUGCCGGAGCAGCAGGGCUUUAUCAUUGGUGAGGUAGAGACUCCUCAAGAGGACAACCCCGUGCCGUUUGUGGCUGAGCCCGAAGUCACAACCAAGAGCCCCGAACCCGAGAAGUCAGACCUUCCAAGGGCCGAGGACGUGCCACUGCCCGACGAUGAUUCGGAAGUCUCGAAGUUGAGUAAGCGACAGCAGCGGAAGCGAGCCAAGUCCGAAGUUGUUGUUGUUCAGGAUGACAACAAGGCUGAGGCCACGCCAAUAGAGCUCGCUCAACCUCGAGAAGUGGGCGAGGCAGUCUGGGAAGAUAGUGCUUGGAAGAGAGGCAAGAAGGGCUGGAAGAGUCGUGAAUUUGAGGACGAGUCCGUCUCUCGAGUUUCCCCUUCCACCGACUAUUACCACGACAAGUCUUCUCAGGAGGUACCAGCCAGAGAUGUCAGGUCUGACGAUGGCUGGGAUACCGCGCAAGACGAACGACGGAGCCGCGACUUUGACGCCGCCGACGUUGCUCGAGUUGCUGCUCCUGCAUUCGCCAUUGGUGCAUGGAGUGCCUACCAUAGUCAAUCUUCCAGAGACGCUGAGCCCAGGCAAGCUGGGUACCAAGACCAGUGGGAUCCUUCGGCAAGACCUUCGGAUUGGGCGACCCGCGAAGCUGGCGAAGCUGGCGAAUGGGUCGCCUCACAGGGCUCAUCUCCUUCCAGGACUUACCAUCGAUCAUUGUCCAGAGAUGCCGUUCUGCGAGAUGCCACCUCGCAAGAUAUCCGCUCCCGCGAUGAUCUUGAGACUCCCAAGAAGUCACGGAAGCAGUGGAAGGAUGAGGACUACUACUACGAGGACGACAGAUCCCGUGUCUCCGCUCCCUCGAGAUCUCACCGUCGACACACAUCAAGAGAUGUGUCGUCUCGAGAUGUGCGGUCUGACGAUGAAUGGGAGGAUUCCAAGCGUUCAAGGAGGCACAAGAAGGAGCGUGACGCAUACUACGAGGAUGAUUUAUCACGCAUCUCUGCACCACUGGAGCUCCCUGACAGCCGGUCAUCAAGGAGACGAUCCUCUCGGGAUCGGUCAAGAGAUCGAUCGAGGGACCGAUCAAGGGACCGAUCAAGACACAGAUCAAAGCAUCGUUCAAAAGACCGGUCGCGAGAUAGGUCCCGGCACAGAAGGUCUGAUGACGAGAGGGAUACUCCCAGGUCAAGGAGGUCCAAGCGUGACUCAUAUGGCCAUGACUCUCCCUCGCGUUCAGUAGUUGCCUCUGAGAUUUCAGUCGGCAGCUCUGGUGGCAGGAGAAGCAAGAAGUCCAAGCGCAGAAGCGGAAAUGAAGAGGACUGGUAUGACUAUCGAGACAGCCCACCGGACCGCAGGCGCGAACACUUUGAUGAUCGGGACGUGAGCUCUGUCGUGUCCGAAUCUCGCGGUGAUCGACGGGAGUCUGGCCACCGACGAAAGUCUUCUCGAUAUGACGACGACGAUGUCAAGUCAGUUGCGUCUAUGCCGGGCUCUUCCCGCAGAGACAAGGAUUACAGGGAACGCCGAGAUCCAGAGAAGAGAUCCAGUGGUAUCAUCUCCAGCCUCUUCAAGUCCAGUCGCAAGGAUAAGAGGGAUUCUUUUUUAGAUAAUGCCGGCACCCUUGGCGCGGGUGUCGGCCUAGCGGGUGCUGCGACCGUCAUUGCUGCCUCUGACGCUGCUCACUCCAACGCCGCCGAGGCUCCGUCGGACCAGGAGCAUGACAGCUUGCGCGAAGGCCGUCGUGUGCGAAGUUACGAAAUCCUCGACCCCGAGGUCGCCCCGCGUGUCUUCAAGCCCGCCAUCGACCCUCAGUAUGGCGAUCUUCUCCCCCUCCCCCCUAGCGAACCUGGCAGUCCCGUCUCUGGCCCCGAGGAGCUGCCUUCACUGCCUGAUAGCCGACCAGACACUCCUCCUGAGGAGCGUGUCAUAAGGCGUGAUACCCGCACUCACAAUCGACGCCGCAGUACCUUUGAGACGCCGACCAAGUCUCCAAGCCGAACAGCCGUCCCUAUUCAGCUUCGUCUGGGCCAGAGGUCGAACCCUGCCUCUCCCGUUGGCCUCAAGUCAUCGCCCUCAGGCUCUCCGGUUGUGAUCAACUCGGACCCUGCUGCAGUCAUGUCUCGACGAGUAGCCCGGCCAACCUCAUGGGAUAGCACUCGCGAGAUCAUGCCGUUGUAUCUCCUUGAGCAUUCUCGUCAAGCCCCACCAACGACCGGUUUGGCUCUUCCUGCACUCCCUCCCAGUGAGCCUAGUGAGGCUGGAUCUAGGCACUCACCUAGUCCUGAGGCCGAGUUCCACCAGCGCGGUGAUUACUUUGACCUGGAUAGUGCUCAGUUCUUUGAUCCUGCUCUUCAUAUCGAUACCAAUGUGCCUCAAGCUGCACGCAAGAACUCCUCCACAGGAACUGACGAGUCCACAACUCCUCGUGCCCUGUUUCACCCAGAGCUCCCAGUUCCCGACUUCACAGAAUCUCUUGACCGGGAAGCACCUCGUGAGAGCUCUGUUAAGGCCCCAUCUCUGCCAACGACCCCGCAGCCUGUCCCCGUCGAAUCGACAAGCAAGGACAUGGGCGCUGAACUUCUCGCCAUGACGCCUUCUCCGCGUGAGCCUGCUUUCCCUGUGGCUCCCGCAACUCAAUCAGUUACUCCUGAGGAUCUUACUUCUACUGGUGAGCACUUCUCCGACGCCACCGAGGCCCAAUCUCCUCGAGGAACUAUUUCCAAGGCCUUUGACGACGUCUCCUCGGUGGGCACCGUUGAAGAAAUCCCUUUCAAGGGUCCUGUUCAGCCUGAAGCCGAAUCUGCUCCUCAGCCUGUCGUUGAGUCUCCUCAAGUUACCCCAACGACAGAGCCUGCUGCCAUUCCUGUAGAGGAGCUUUCCACCGAGCAGCCUGCCAUCGCGGAGCGUGCCGCCCCUCUUGAGCCCGUUGUUGAGGACGUUUCGAGGUCUGUAGAUGCACCUGGCAUCGAGCUACCCACCGAGAAGGCCGAGGUGCUAGAGCCUGCAACUCAGGAUCGGUCAAUCACCGUUGAGCCGAUUGCUGAAGAUCUUCCGAAGCUUGUUGAAGAGCCGACUCCUGAGCUGCCCAUCGACCAGGCCGACCUUGUCUACGAGCAGCCUAUAGUCCUUCUCGAGCCUAUCCCUGAGGAGCCUGCUGACUUUGCAGAGGAGCCUACUCCUGAGCCAUUCACCGAGAAGACCGGAGACCUGGGGACUGUGAUUGAAGCGUCCACAACCGAGGAGCGUGCAGCCAUUCUUGAGCCUAUCCCUGAAGAACACGAGAAGCCCACAGAGGUGCCGUUUUCUGACUCGCUCACGGAGAAGGUUCAGGAUGCGCAGCCUGUAACCAUCUUUGGGCCCAAUGACGGAGACGUUUCCAAGACUGCCGAGGAACCUGUCUCUGAGGUCGUCGCCGAGAAGGCAGAGGAAAAGGAGCCCAAGUUUGUCUCCUUACCUGUUGGAGAGACCGUGGAGCCCAUCGUCGCUGCGCCCAUGAUCGAGGAAUCACCGAGAGAACUAGAGCCCGUUAGCAAGGAAGUUGCUGACCUGGUCCUUGAGGAUGUGACCAAGCCUGAAGGGACCCCUGAGGUUGCCAAGCAGUCAACCGGCGGUAUUUCUCGCGAGAUCCAGCCCGACCUUGCCGACAUGACCGCGACAAAGAUUACUCCUGAUGCUAUUGUCGAGCCUCAGCCUCAGCCUGCUAUCGAAGCCACCGCUGAACCUACUUCUGUCACUGUCGAGCCUCUGGAGCAACCCGAAGUUGAGGACAAGUCCCGCGAAACCAAUAUGGAGUCUAUCGGGGAGGAUGUGGCCGAGCCCGCCGUCACAGCGCUCACCCCCGAUGCCAUUCUUGAGCCUUCGGCAACGUCUGCCCCUGAAGCCGCCGCCGAGCUUCCUUCUGUAGCCGAGGACAAACCUACUGAGCCUGUCGUCAAAGACAUGGCUGCCGCUGCCGAGACCUUUAUUGAACCAACCACGGAACCGGUCGCUGAGCCAGUGCCCGAGUCUACUGAAGUUGCAGCCGAGCCCGUAGCCGAAGCGCCUGCUGAACCCUCUACUGAGGCAGCUCCUCAGCGUGCAGAGAACGAAUUCACCACGGAAGAAUGGCAAAGCCUCUCAGCAAAGGAUAGGAAGAACAUGAAGAAGAAGCUCAAGAAGAAGAAUCUGGAACUCAUCGUCAAGGACUCCUUCGAGGUCGCUGCCCCCGUGGAAGAAGCUGCUAAGGAUGAGAAGGCGGAGCGAAGCGAGGAGACUACUGCCAAGGACGAAGCUCCAGAAACAACGCCAGCCACCACUGAAAGAGAAAAGGCCCCUGAAUCAUCAGAGCAACCGACCACAGACAUUUUUGCUACCCCGGCUAAGGUAGAGGCCGAACCCGAGCCUGAGUCCACCGAGAAGGAGCUUCCCAAGGUUACCGAGCCUGAAGAGUCGCAACCCAAAACUGCCGAUGAAGUGCCAGCGGCUGUACAGAAGCUCUCUCAGGAGCCAGAGCCCGCUGUUGAACAGGUCUCCGACAAUCUUCCCGUUGAGAAGGAAAUCGCCCAAGAGCCAGAGCCUGUUCCCGAGGCCGAAGCAUCGGUCCUAGAAGCAGUUGUGGAUGCCAAGCCCGUGACUGUUGAAGAGCCUGCGGAGUCCCCUGCCGUCAACGCUGAGGCGGCGGCCGAGGAGCCAGCUCAACCCCAGUCCAAGAAGAGCAAGAAGAAAAAGAAGAAGGGAAAGCAAGUGGCGGAAGAGCAGUCAACCCCUGCCGAGCCUGAAGCUACUGUUCAGGAAACAGACAAGGAGGCUUUCGAUGCAUGGGCCGAACCAAUUGCCCCUGUUGAGCCCUCCCCAGAUGCUCCCGCUGAACCUUCAGAUGCUCCAGUUGAGGGCUCUCUUGAAGAGACUGUUGAACCCGCAUCGACUCCUGUCGAACCCACGUCGGGUGCUGCCGCUAAGCCCUCAGAUGCGCCUAUCGAGACCCUACCGGAAGCACCAGCUGAGCGUUCUCUCGAGGAGGUUGUUGAACCUACAGAGGCUCCUAUCGAGCCCACCCCUGAUACUCGCGCUGAGGCCUCAGAUGUCCCUGCUGAGCCUUCAGGUGUUCCCGCUGAGACCCUGCCGGAAGCACCAGUUGAACGCUCUCUUGAAGAGGUUGUUGAACCCACAGCGGCCACUGUCGAGCCUACCCCUGCCGAGCCCUCAAAUGCUCCCGCCGAGACCGUACCAGAAGCACCAGUUGAGCGCUCUCUCGAAGAGGUUGCUGAACCUACAGCGGUCCCUGUUGAGACGGCACAAGAGCCCCUUGCCGAGCCAACUCCGGAAGUGGAUGCUUUUGAUGCUUGGGCACAGCCAGAUGCUCCUGUGGAGACUGUUGAUACUGUCGAGUCAAAGCCGGAGACCCCUGCUGCUACUUCUGAGGCAACGCCUGAACCGUCCACCGAGGCAACUCCUGAAGAGACUCCAUCCAAGUCGAAGAAGAAGAAGAACAAGAAGAAGAAGGGCGCCAAGUCUGAAGAAACAGCUCCUUCUGCCAGCCAGGAAGCUUCUUCUACGCCCGAGCAGCCUCUUCCAGUCUCGGAAGACAAGACUGGACAGCCUGCAGAGGCCGACAUAACCAAGGACUUGCCCCGUGAUUCGCCUGCUCCAGUUGAUACAGCUGAACCCGAAAGUACUGAGACCCCCGCGCAGGAAGCAGGAUCAACAGAACCGACCGAAGCUCCCCAGCCUGAGACUUCCUUGGAAGGUGAGACCGAAAAGAAACCAGAGGAGAACGAGUCUUCCUCUGCACCUGAGCCAACUGCGGACCAUGAUCGCCAGCUGGUCGAGCCCGAGGACUUGCCGAACCCUACCGAGGCACCCAAGUCCCAGGACGUUGAUGAACCCGCCUAUUUGCCGUCAAGCAUGGGUCUCCACGCUCCCCAGAAGCCUGCGCAAGAACAAUCUCAGAAUCGAUACUUCCCCUCCACCUUGGGCGUCUCUCCUGCCACAAGAGGAUUCGCUGCUGUUGGAUCUGCUUGGAGAAAGAUGUGGGGAUCUCCCGCUCAGGUGAAGAAUGAGUCCCAAUCGAUAGAGCUUGAAGCCGAUCAGGUUGACAAGACGGUUGAUGAUGAACGGGAGCCUGCGGUUGCGGAAACCGCUCCAUCUCAAGAGGAGAAGCCUAUUGAUGUGGCCGAGCCUGAGACUGCUGUUGUACCCGAGAAUGUGGAUGAGAAGGCAGAAACGGUUACUGAGCAGGCACCAACUGGUGAAGUCAAGCCCAACACUCCUCCAGCAGACUCUGAUCUGAACGCCCCUGUUGCCGACACGGCCCGGACCACGCUGGAAUCGCAUAUCUCAGAGCCACUCUUCUCCCAGGGAGAUGCGCCUGUUGAGGAGUCUCAAGCAACUUCCAUUGGCCCGGAGCCCUCUCAAGUCGAUGACAUGACUCCCGCCACCGAUGUUGUGAGCCGUGAUAUUCUUGGUCAGGAUGAGCCGACACCUGCUCCUCAAGAGGAGUCUAUCAAGAUCGCCGAGAAUGAGCCUUCUACCACAACCGACAACGACGCCAUCAAGCCAGACCAGGACGACACAGUGAAGCCCCUUGAGGCUGAGCCUGUCGAGACUAGCGAGGAGCCAACCGCCAAGACACCUGGAGAAGAACCCAUGUCGACUGGCGAAGAUAUUGCAGGCCAAACAACAGUGGUUGCCGAACCACAAGCAACUGACGAGGCGACAAAAUCAACUGACGCCCCUGAGACAGUCGAACCUGAGUCCCCUGUUUCGAAGAAGAAGGCCAAGAAGAACAAGAAGAAGAAGAAGAACCAGGCCAGCCAGGAGGAGGAAGUCAAGAACGACGCUCCUCAGGGCGACGUCACGGUCAACCUGGAGGAGGAGCACAAGAACGAGACCGCUCUGGAUGAGACUAAGGCUAAUCAAGAGGAGGAGGUUAAGAACGACCCUGCUGAAGAUGAGGUCAAGACCCAGGAGGAACAAGCCAAGCUCAGCACGAAGGAGGAGGCUACCCAAGAUGAUACCCCGGCCAACCAGGAGGAGGUUAAGAACGAAACCGCUGAAAGUGAGCUCAAGACUGAAGAGGAAGUCAAGCGUGAAGUGGAGGAUGCGACCGUUCGAAGCGAGAGCAAGAGCAAGGAUGAACCCAAGGUGGAUGAGGCCAUUCCAGGACCUACCGAACCUUCAGUCGAAACGAACGUUGCCGCAACUGUGGACACACCUGCUCUGCAGCCUACAGAGGAAGCCAUACCUGACACCCCCAAGGAAACUCUGGCUGAGGAAAAGUCACCUCAACCUGAAGUUACCGAGGAGACUUCUGGGGACAAGCAAGUGGAGGAACCAACCCCAGAGCAACCAACGGAUGCACCUCUCGAUCUCGGUUAUAAACCAUCUGUCGAUGAAUCUCAGCCUCAACCAGCCUCAGAGGCAGAGCCAGCGACCAAGGAAGCUGAAGCAGCCAAAGAGGCUGAGGCAACCAAAGAAGCUGAGGCAGCUAAGGAAGUCGAAGCAGCCGCUAAGGAAGCCAAGGAAGCCGCGGAUAGGGCUGCUCGUGAAGCUGAAGAAGCCGAAGAAGCUCGUGACACUGAGGAGAUGGCAGCCCUGAGGGAAAAGAGGGCGCGAAGGAAAGGUCGUCUCUUGAAGAAGGACCAGCAACGCCUCAUUGCCCUUGAGGAAAAUGCUACCAGGCGGGCAGAGGCCCGAGCAGCUCGCGAAGCCGAAGAACAGGCCGCCAAGGAACUAGCGGAGACAGCCGCCGCUGAAACUGCCAUUGCCGAACCUGUUGCCCAGGAGCCUACGGAGGCUGAGGGUGUUGCGCCAUCUGAGACCAAAGAAGCCCAAGACAUCAACGCCCCAGUUGAUGAAAGCCAAGCCAACAAGGAGCCUGAGGUCACCGAGGAACGCCCAGAAGAGACACCGACCGAAUAUGUGCCAAAAGACAUCACCGAAACGACUGAAGCUGUUCAGCCUGAAGCACCCGCAGAGGCACCCGUAGAAGCACCCGUCCUAGACAAGGUCGAGGGAGUUGAAGGCGAUAUCGACAACGCCCCAUCUGCUUCAGAGGCGCAAGAUGCCACUGCUGAAGAUGACGCGGCUGAAUCGGUGAGCGGGAAAAAGUCCAAGAAGAACAAGAAAAAGAAGAAGUCGGUCAGUUUCGCUGAGACCGACGCGGCUCAAGAUGCUCCCCAAGACAGCACUGAGCCAUCUUCUAUUGGACAAGAGCCUCUAGUGCAGGAACCAGAGCAGCUUGAGGAACCGACCGCAAGCAAGGAAGAAUCCAGCCCUGCCGAGGAACCUCCACCCAGCCUACCUGUAGAGGAAACUCCCACGCCAUCUGCCGAAACCGAACAACCCGAGACACCUGCACAAGCUACACCAGUUGAAGAGCCUGCGCAGGCUGAAUCUGCCGAUGCACAGGCUGAAUCUGCCAAGGACACUGCGGUGGACGAAGCCGAGCCUCCAGCUGAGAAGAAGAGCAAGAAGAAGAAGAAAAAGAAGAAGAAUGCUUCUUCAGAUGAUUCUGAGAAGCAAUCCGAAGCCGACUCUCUGCCUCAGGAGACUCCCGAACUCGCUGCUCAAGAAAAUGCUGCCACCACUGAAGAACCAACCCCUCAAGAUGUCACAUCGGAAGAACCGAAGGAUGCUGUCCUCCCAGAAGCAUCUCUGGAAGCAUCUGACAGGCUAGAGCAUGGUGGCGGCGAGCCUGUAGAGGCACUUUUCCCUACCGACGAGGCUGCGCCGCUCCUGGAACCAGAGGAGAUCGACGUCGUCUCCGAGGUUGUCCCACAAAACGAUGAGCAGACACAGCCAGCUGAUGUCGAAAACCCCGUAGAAACUCCCUCUGUCCAGGAACCACCAACGGACGUUCAGGCCACCGAAGUGCCGGAUGCCCCUGCUGCCGAUCAGCCUCCCACCGAAGAACCCGUCCCGACCACUGAGGAGCCCGAAGCCGCCUCUCCAGCAAAGCUGUCCAAGAAGGAGAAGAAGAAGAAGAAGAAGGCAGAGAAGAAGAAGGCUGCGCUUGAAGAAGCCGCAGAACCUGAUUCUGGUCUUGCCACUCCAUCUGAAGAUCCCGAACCUGUACCCGAACCUGAGGCCACCGAUCCCCCGGCCGAGACACUCCCGGAUCCUCGCGAGGACACCCCAGCGGAGCCCGAGAGGACCGAAACUUCCAGCGCAGAAGCCGCACCUGAAGUCGAGCCUGCGACGCCAGCCGACGAUACCAAUAACCAGCAGCUGGUCCUGAAGACGAGCGGGGACCCCGAGACCAAUCGUCCAACGGAACCGGAACCGGAACCGGAAAAGCAGCACGCCGCCGACGCCGCCGUUGAUGAGGCUAGGAGCCUCGGGCCCUCCGAGAACGAAACGCGGGAGGAGGACAAGAGCAAUGCUGGUGAUCUUGAAGCCCCUGUCGAGCCCGAGGCAAAGCUGGAGCCGGAGCCGGGACUGGAAACUGAGAAACUGGAAGACAAUGAGGGAGAUGCUGGCCUGUCCAAGAAGCAGAAGAAGAAGCAAAAGCAAAAGGCCAAAGCAUUAGCUACCUCGGAGUCCUCAGCCGAACCGGAGACACCCAAGGAGACCGAGGCAUCCCCAGAGGAACCAACGGAACUUGCGGUUGGAACUGGUAUCGAACCUGAGUCGAAACCCGAGGCUGAAAAUGAGCCUACGGCAGAUACGUCCGCCGAGCCAGACAAUGACUCUGGCCCCAAGAUUGAGAAUGAAACACUCCCCGAUGUUGAGGAGACUGUACCUAUAGUUGAGCCUGACACUGAAGCUGAAUCGAAGCGCGAAACUGAGACUCAACCUCUCGUCAACCCCGAUGCUCAAUCUGCGGUUGAGCCAACCACUGCCGAGCCCGAACUUGAAGCCGACGUCUUGAUCUCAAAGCCUGAGUCCGACCAGCAGACAACUUCCGAACAGGAGACCAUUGUUCCUGAGUCGGAGAUUGAGUCUGGAAAGAAUCAGGAUCAGACCGAAUCGCAGCCCGAUACUAAAGUCACAGCUGAGCAGGAACUUGCGAAUGAACCAACCUCUGAGCCACUCACUUUGUCUACACCAGCGCCGACAUUUGAUGAACCGAGGGAUUCUGUGCAACCUUCUGAAUCAAUUGUCGAGACGGAGCAGCAGCCUGUUGUUAGGCCUGAGUUGGAGGCUCUGGAGAAGACAGCCGAGGACUCUGCACCCGCCCUCUCAAAGAAGGACAAGAAAAAGAAGAAGAAAGCAAAGAGCGAGGAGAAGCCCGCUGAGCCCCUGCAAGAAGCAGAUUCUUCAAAGGAGGUUGAGCCCGCCCAGGCUGUCGACCCACAGCCAGUUGAGGCUUCUGAGCCUGUAGUUGAACCCGUCGUCGCCGCUGUUCUCGAGUCCACACCGCCUGUUCCUGAAGCGGCCCCCAAGUCAAUAACGGAGCCCGUCAUGGAACACGUCACUGAGGAUGACACUCCCACCUCCAGGGGCGAUCAGACCAAGCAGGGAGAUGAAACAGAGUCUGCCAUACCAGCUUCAAAUGUUCCCGAGCCAACCUCAGAUGGCGCCGAACCUACUCCCGAGUCUGCCGAGCUAGUAGCCGAAGUCACUCAGUCCACUCCUGAACCUCUCGAGGAGAAACCCGAAACUACUGACCAUGCAGUGGAACCUGCAGGCUCUCCUAUCGUGCCUCGUCCCUCGACGCCGAGGGCCAUCGAGGAAGCUCCUCUCUCCACGUCAACGCCGACUAAGACGGCUGAGCCGACGGUGGAGCAGCAUUCAGAAACAGCCCAGGAGACCCUCCUUGAACCCGAAUCUUCAGGCGCCCAUGAAGCAACUUCUGCUCCCGAGGUUGAAGCACCGCCAGCGAACGAAGCUGUCCCCGAAGCCCAAGCUCAACUAGACAAGGAGGGCGAUGAUGGCGAUGAGGGCUUGACAAAGAAGGAGAAGAAAAAGAACAAGAAAAAGAAGAAGAAGGGAAAGGGUACAGAGACUGAACCCUUAGAAGACACGGAGAGCCUCGUCGAAACCGCAGCCGUUGAGACGAGCGAGUCUCAUCCCACUUCUGAAAACCAGCCUGAACCUAUGCAGCUUGAGGCUGAGACGACACCGGCAACUGAAUCUGCUACUGCUGUUCCCGCUUCGUCCGAAACCGAGACAACUGAGCCUUCUGGAACUCAUGCGGCUGUCACCAAGGCCGACCCGGUGGCUCCACAGCCUGAAGUUGGACUUGAGUCAGACUCGCAGAAAGUCCAGAAUGAUGAGACCCGUCAACCUGAAGGGGCUCCUCAACCUAUCGAUGCUCCUGCGUCUGAAAAUGACACCUCCAAGUCUGCCCAUGAACUACAGGAACAGACCCAGCAGGUACCUGAACCUGGUUCGGAAUUUGUCGAGAUUCAAGAACAACCAAGGAGUACUGCUGAAGAACUCGACCAAGGCCUUCCUCUGUCUACGAAAGCCAAGAAGAAGAAACAGAAGAAAGGCAAGGAACCCGCCCUGAGUGCUGAAGAAGACCCAGGGACUCCUCGGGAAGCCCUGGAGUCUACUGCUCUUCCGACCGAAGCCACCGGGCCGGAUUCCUCGAAGGAGGUGGCUGGUUCGGCCCAACAUGUUCAACUGCCGGACCCUACCCCUGCGACUGAGGAAGUGGCUGUCUCUGGUGAGGAAAAGCAAGCUAACAUGACUGACGAUGGUCCUUCUGUUGAGCCUACCACGUCCGCAGAAACGGUACAAACGAGUGAGCAAAUGGAUGCCGCCACAUCUCCUGAAGGCAUUGCCACGACUGAGCCUAUUGCGCAGCCGGCAACAGUUGACAAGGAUGAGCCGUCCGAUCAGGCUCAACCCUCCGAACCAGCAGUGACCACUGAUAACGACAAGCCUGACGAGGCAUCACAAUCUGUUCAACUUCCUGAAGUCGAACCUGAGUUGACUCCCGUGCCUGAAGCCUCUCAGCAGGAUGUGGCCGAGGAAGUUCAAGAGGUCCGGGGCGAGGAUCCAGCGCCUUCCACUCCCAAGAAGAACAAGAAGAAAAAGAAGAAGGGAAAGGGAAAGGAAACCAGUCAAGAUUCUGAGCCAACGGCCGAACCCACGCCAAUCACUGAGCCUACCGAGCCCUCUCUAGAGCCUGUCGCGGAGCCUGUUAGCGAGCCUACCCAGCUGACAAUGAAGCCGGAAACCAUCACUCAAGAACAAGACAAAGCCGUCACUGGAGCCAUCCCUGCCACUGACCUGGCCCAGCUUCCCGCCGAGCCCCAGCAAGUUGCCCCUGAGAUGAGUCCUGAGCUCGUCAAGGAACUCGACAACGUUGUUGAGCCUGUCAAAUCUGCAACCGAGACUGGCUCAAAGCCUGAAGCCUCUGCCGACUUUCCUUCUGCUGAAACUGCUCCUGAGCCAGUUAUCGGACCCAUCCGAGACCCAGCCUCUACACAUCCUCCUGACUCAACUGAUGCUGCUCCUGAGACUCCUGCCCCGCUCUUGGAUGCUGACCGACAAGCCGGAGAUGAAGCCCAACCAGCGGUGUUGGACGUACAAGACAACUCAUCUCCCCAUGUCCUUGACCGCAACCUUCAUGAUGAAGUGGAAACGACCUCCUUAACUCUCGCGCCAACUGAAGCCGCAACAAGAGCCUCGAGUGUCCUAGAGCCUGUCAUUCCUGAGGUGGAAGUGGCGCCUGCAGUCGAGCGUGCAAUUGAACCGCCAGCUCAACCACAAGAAAUGGAUGACAUGGCUGGUCUUUCCAAGAAGGAAAAGAAAAGGAGGAAGAAGGCAGCCAAAGACCUCGCCGCAAAACUCGCAGAAUCUCAACCCACAACGUCGGAUACUUUGGCGCCUGAGCCCACUCAAGCUGGGUCCUCCGAGGACGCGACCCGAGAGGCUGAAACGGUGCCAACUGUGGGCAGUGAUUCUCUGCUAGAAGCCGAGCCAACACCUCAGACGGAGGCCGACAAAGAGACUCAUCCCUCUACCCAAACCCAGAACGAGGACCCUCUGGAACUCGUCUCUGAAGCUAUUCCCGUGACUGAGUCAACGACACAGGCAACAACUCAGGCACCGCCAGAACAGGAACCAUCCCCGAAAUCGCCCACUGAGCAGGCACUAAGAGAGGUGUCUGAGCCCCUGACAGCUGAAGCAGUGACCCAGGCUACAAGCUCCGAACCAUCCACCCAAACUGAGGAGGCAACGAGGGCGCAGACUGAAGCAGUUAGUGAGGCUGUUGCUGCGGAUAUCCCCCAACCAGAAUCCAGUCAAGUCCAAGAUUCUGUUGAUGUGCACCGAGCCCAGAUCGAAGCUUCGAUUGAGCCGGAUCAGCAAAACGAACCCUCAUCGAAGAAGAGCAAGAAGAAGAAAAAGAACAAGAAGUCUGCUCUAGACGCAACAGAAAGCUCUGAGCCUAGUGGCGAGACAGCACAGUCUGCAGGACCUGAAUUGGAACGGGACGCUCAAGAUCCUACUGUUACAACUGCGCUGGAGGACAAGUCAGGCAUGGCAACCACUCGUCUCGAUCUCAGCCAGUGGCCUGGACCAUCGGAAAAGCCUCCACAGACAGCUGACGAACCAGUACAAACCGAGAAGCCCGAUGAGGGCUUCCGCCGAGAUCUAAUCCUUGAGCCAGUCGACCCAGCCGAAACCGAGGUCCCAGCUCAAUCCUCCGAGGGCUUUCGGGAGCCCCAACACGACCUCGAAGGCGAACCCGCCUCUACCAUGCAAGGACCUGGUGAUUCUAUGACUCGGGAUGUACCAACAACUCGGAUGGAGUCUGAGUCAAAAGAGUCAUUACGGCCCCAGGAGACAACCGCCGUCGAAAAGUCGGAGUUGCAGCUGAACCCCCCCGCUACAAUUCUCGAGGAAACGAGCCCCUCUAGUCGCGAUAUCCUAGCCGAUCUGGACCUCACCCAGCCUGAGCUUGCCCAGCAAGAGCCGGGAGACAAGGAGCAGGGCGCUGAGGUCACCAUCCCGUCUAAAAAGGACAAGAAGAAAAAGAAGAAGGCGGCCAAGUCCUCAGCCCCAGAAUCUCCUGCCCCUCUCGAGCCUACCGAUGCGGUUGAGGGGCAGCUUCCCGUUGCCGGGCCUUCACUCGACCAAGUCGACGAACAACUCAAAGUGCCAGAACCAGCUGCCCCCGCCCAUCUGAAGGUAGAAGAAAAUGCAGAGUAUCCUGACAACAUCCGAGCUGACAACCUUUUGGGACAAGAGAUCAACAAAGGAGAUGAGGUGAAACUGCAAGAGCCCUCACUAGAACCUCCUUUCGACCGCUCAGUCGAAGCGCCAGCCCAGCCUUCAGUCGAACCCCCCACUGAUGGAUUGGUCGAGCUUCCAGUCGAACGUACAGUCGAGCCCGAGAUCGCGGAGACCGCUCAAAAUACUGCUGGCCUAGCUCUAUCGAAGAAAGACAAGAAGAAGAAAAAGAAGGCCAAAGUAGUUGACACUCAAGCAACAGAGUCGACACGCCUUCCUGAGCCAACAACUGAGGCACUUGACAACACGGCUCAGCCUCCGGCCGAAGACCUGACCCGGGCUACAGACGAGCAAACCGAGUCACCUGUUCUGGCUGCUGAUGCGACCAAUUCUACAAAACUCACGGAGCGAGAUGUUGCCCAGACUCAAGAACUUGAGGCACCAACCGAAAAGCCUACUGAAGCCUCAGAUCUCCGCAUCGACCUGCCAAAAGAAGUCAAUGAGCAGGUAUCGACAACCGGGCCCGAACCAGCACCACAGACCGUUGCUUCUAAUGAGAGUGCUGCGAUGGGAGUUGAUGCUCCUAUCUCUGCCCCAAUCGACGCUCUUGUACCUCAGGCUGCUCCUAUUGAAGAGCCUGUUCCUCAAGGCUCAUCUGUUGGAGACGUCACUGCCGACGAGAAGCAGCCAGAAGUUCCUGUGACCCAAUCCCCACCAAUUGAUCGCCAACCGCUGGAUGCCGGCCUCGCCGCGGCCGCACCGAGUGAGCAGGUCUCCGCCACGGAGCCUGCUAUCGCCCAAGAUCCCAUUGCUACCACUCCUGGUGAAAACACUCGCGAAGCAGACAGCAAUACCAAAGACACGCCGAGCCAAGCCGACGCUUCCCCUGGUGCCGCCCCUAAAGAUGCCACCUUGGAGAGUGGACAAGCCUCGACCGCUGCUUUAGCGACAGAACAACCUGAAAACGAACCAUCUACGAAGAUGUCAAAGAAGCAAAAGCAAAAGGCCCAGAAACUGGCUCAUGAGAAGGAGCUUGCAGAGCGAGCUGCCGCUGCGGGCGAAUCCACAAUCUUGGAACAGCAAGAUGCGCAGCCUGCACCUGUCGAGGAAGAGUCACCACGCCAUCAAGAGGCUGAUACAUCAGCCGCAAAGAUCGAAGCAGACGUCCGUUCAUUGGCUCCGGUCGAGACUCCUGCCGAAGAACUGACUCAGCCCAGCGAUGAAGUUCUCGUGAAACCCGAGGGUUCCAAGAAGAAGCUGAAGAAGGGGAAGAAGUCUCAGCAGUGUUCGGGCACACAGACUCCUGCCGAAGUCAACGAGGCUCGUGUUGAGCCUACGGCAGUGCCCAUGCUCUCUCCAGAGCCCUCCCCUGUCCCAGAUAUGGCUGCGAAUGUCAACGAAUCGCAGGCCCCGGCAUCAUCUGCCAAAGCAUUUAUCGACAACAUGUCUACGGUAGUCGCGUCAGUUACUCAAGAUGACCAAGAAAAGCGCGGUGACCCCAGCGACAAGAUUCAAGCACCAGCCGUUGAGAUUGAGACGUCGGCACCGGAAACCGACAAGCCAACAGAGAAGAAGCCCGAUACAGACCAUAUCACUCAAACUGCUGAUAUGACUGGACCGCGAGCCUUGGCGGAUACACCAGCGGAGCAGGUAGCUGAUGACAAGGCUGCACCAAAGAAGAAGACCAAGAAAAGUAAGAAGAUAAAGACUGUACUCUCCGAGUCGAGACUUGAAGAGACACCCAGCGCUUCUUCAGAACCUGCUCCUCCAGCUGCAGAUGAUGUCAGGGUGAAAGACAUGAGCCAGGUUUCGGCGUUGCAGACAAGCGCCCGUACCGAGACGGAGCAGCACAUGUCUGAUGCACCACGAGGUUUGGCUUCGGCCACUGCAACCAAGCCAAUUCUUGGUGAAGACAGUACCAAAGCUUUCUCUGAGGAGCCAGUUCCUCGAGCUCCUUCUGUUAACCUCGUCGAGUCACCUCCGAGACAAUCCAUUCUCCCCCCCUUCUCUGAACAACCUCUCGGCUCACUUUUGCCACUCACGCCCGUGGUUUCUGCGGAAGAGCCACCCCCAAGCCAAAAGGCCGAGAGCAAUGAAUCUGGAGCCGUUGUUCCCAUAUCAAGAGAGCUGUCGCUCAGUCCUUAUUCGGCAGCAGAGGCAGGGCGAGCUCUUGAUUCAAAGAAGAAAAGGAGGGCCAACAGAGUGCCCAGCGGUGUUUUGCCAUUCGGACUCCCGCAGCCCACGCCGGAGGCGACCCCAGAACCCGAGUCACCAAUAGCUGACCGAUUGAUUCUACUCGGGGAUCACACAGGUUCCAAACUCAGGGGCAUCGAUGAUACUCUUUGGGAACUCGGUUCAAGUAUCGAGAAACAUCAGCCGCGGAACCUGACUGCCAUGGUCAAGUCGAGAGCGCCUGCUGAGCCCUCGGCAGAUACCCUUCCGUCUUCUCAAGAUGAUGUAGCGGUCUUCCAUCAAGAAUUGGUUCAGCAAGAGGAGAGAAACGACAAGAACAAGGCAACUAGCGAUCUCGACUUUCCGGGUCCUCAUCAAGACCAUGUCGAUUCCAAGGGCGCCGAAAACAUAGUCUCUCCCCAGCCAGCCAAGGACUCACCCUCUGGCGAGGCCCUUUCAAUGGGCAAGCCACCUAAGACUCCCAAGGCAACAGGCAAGACCCCAUCCCAACCGGCAGCCAAGGAGACCAAAUCAACUGUCGCUGACAUUUCAGCGGCAGCCGCUGCUGCGCUGGGGGGCAUCGCGCUUGUGGAUAAAGCUGACAAGAGGAGGAGCAAGGGAAAGAACAAGGAUGAGAACAGACAACUGGAUGAUGAGGAAGAUGAUGAUUUGUUGACGCGCGAACACCGAAGCAAAGGCAAGGAUCUCAUGUCGAUGGAUACCAAGAAGGAGGAAGAAGCCAAAGAGGUCAAAAGGCGUGGUGAUCGCCGGGGUGAAGCAUCCCGCAACCUCAAAGACAAGGAGAUGGAGGAAAACGUACGGGAUGCUGCCCAUGAUUCCAAGGACAAGAGCAAGGUGAAGGACAAGAAGCCCUCGCACAAAAGCAAGGACGUGGAGCUGUCAAAGGAGAUCUCCACACCCAACAGGCCAAGCAAGGACAAGCACACGGAUAGGGAUGAGGACAAACUCGAGCGCUCAACUCCAGCCAAGAGCAAGACACCCGAACCUGAAAGAGGAUGGAAGGACACAAUACGACAAGUCACACACAUGGACACAUUGGACAUGAUGGAAAGCCCGAUUCUCGGCCGAGGAGAUCUGGCACUUUCACGAACUUCUUCCCCCCAGGGCCUCCUGCGCCUUGGACCGGACGUUGGGGAACCCAUGAGUGGUUUGCUACGAGAGGACAGCCAGCCACCAACACCAAUGGGGGACAUGGGAUCAGAGGUCAGCGACCUACGCCGAUCCCCCUCCAGACUUUUGGCCCCGGUGAAGGAAGUUCCCGAGUCAGAGGCCGAGCCAUCCAAGUCUAACUGGAAGACACCUGACGCCAAGCGCGACAGUGGACUUGUUGGUGACGCGGCGAGCUUUCAGAGCCGAAGCAAGCGGCUAAGCGAAGAAGCGCAGCGCGACAGUGGUCUCGGACAAGAAACACCUACACAGAGAAGAAGCAGACGGCUCAGUCAAGAGGCGCAUCGCGACAGCGGAGUUCACACGGGUGAGCCCGAACGUCCGGUACUCCGGACACCAGAGCCAAGAAGCGAACGGAAACUUCGCCGUUCGCCCCGGGGCACGCCAGUACUAAGAGAGCCGUCCACGCCGGGACCGACACCAGAACCCGAAAAGAAGGAGCGGAAGCAGUAUGGCGCCCUCACUCCAGUGGGCGCGGCGGCGGCGGCAGUGACAGCGGGAGCUGGAUUAGCGGCCCUACGAGGACUCUCCACGCCAACACCAGCACCAGCACCAGCACCAGCCUCUUCAGCCUCAGUGGCGGGCCAGCGCAGCGUGUCAGAUAACGCCCCCGUAUCCCGCCAAUCAACGCCGAGCAUCCUCGAGGGCUCAGGGCGACGAGCCGUUUCCAACACCAGCCUCUCCCGUCGCCGGACGCCGGAGCCACUAAAGUUCCGGCCUGAAAGCCCAGGCAUCCGCACCUCCACACCGCCGCUCCGUCGGGUCGACAGGCGAAUGAGCGGUGAUCUUCGUUCUCUUCGCCAACAAAACAACACCACGCCCGCCAGUUCCACGCCCGUCGCAAAUGAGGGUCGAGCCCGUGCCAAGGACAUGGCCGACGUCUACGAUGGCUACGGCGAGGGCCGCAUCGGUUCACCCCGAUCACCCACCCGGCCCCACAGCAUGCGACGCCGACAGAGUAUGCAGGUGCUUGAGCUUGAGAAUAAGGUAGAGCAGCUGCUGGCUGAGAAUCGCAUGCUCACCGAGGCCCGCGCCAUGGCUGAGACGAGCAUCAGCCAGCGGGCCGCCUCCACCUUAGCUGACCGCGACGGCGAGAUCGACAGCCUCAAGCAGACUCUGCAGUACCUCCAAAACGAAGUCUCCCGCCUGACCGAGGUGAAUAUUGGCCUCACCAGUGCUAAUGCAGAGCUGGCAAACAAGGAGACGGGCCGUGUCGCCGACCUCGAGGCCCGAAACGCCAACGUCACACGCGAGCUAUCCGAGGUUCGACGCGCCCGAAAAACGACCGAACAGACCCUAGAAGCCAAGGACGCAGAGAUUGCCGCGUUGCGUGCCAAACUCAAUUCCGCCAAAGAAAAGAUCCGUGAUUUGCAGCGUCAGAUUCUCGAAACCAAGGCUGCUGACGACGCCUUCCUUAACAUCCGCGACGAAGAUCACUUUGAUCACCGUUGCCAACAACUAUGCUCCCAUGUCCAACAAUGGGUGCUCCGAUUCUCCAAGUUCUCCGACAUGCGUGCUUGCCGCCUGACAAGCGAGAUCAAUGACGAGAAGAUAAUUGACCGCCUCGACAAUGCUGUCCUGGACGGCUCCGAUGUCGACAUUUACCUUCGGGACCGAGUAAAGCGACGCGACAUCUUCAUGUCUAUGACCAUGCACAUGGUGUGGGAGUUCAUCUUUACCCGCUACCUGUUUGGCAUGGAUCGAGAGCAGAGACAGAAGCUCAAGUCGCUUGAGAAGCUGCUGACCGAGGUCGGCCCUCCCGAGGCGGUUCGCCGAUGGCGAGCCGUCACCCUUACAUUGCUGUCGAAGCGUGACAGCUUUAAACGCCAACGUGAUCUGGAUACAGAGGCCGUUGUCCAGGCCAUCUUCCAGACGCUUUGCAAGAUCCUCCCCCCACCGUCAAACCUGGAGGAUCAGAUUCAAUCUCAGCUACGACGUGUCAUGAGAGAGGCUGUUGGUCUCUCGAUCGAGAUGCGUACGCAAAAAGCUGAAUACAUGAUGCUACCGCCCCUGCGUCCCGAGUACGACGCAGACGGCGAGCUUGCCGCCACUGUUUCGUUCAACGCAUCCAUGAUGAACGAGCGCAGUGGCAGCGUUACCAUGUCUAAUGAGGACCUCGAGGCUCAAGGAGCCAUUAUCCGAGUUGUUCUCUUCCCACUGGUCGUCAAGAAGGGAGACGACAAUGGACGGGGCGACGAAGAGAUCGUCGUCUGUCCCGCUCAGGUGCUCAUUGCUCGGUCCAAGAGCAUCUAUCCCGCCUCGAGCGACGGCGGCAAUGCCUCUGCUGGCGCGCGAAGCCACAUCAGCGUCACGACAGAGAGCAUGGUGCCGCAGCCCGCUGAGGCGGAAUAUCUAGAAGGGGGGAUUUAG
Molecule: messenger RNA, 23952 nt
Organism: Fusarium falciforme
Lineage: Eukaryota; Fungi; Ascomycota; Sordariomycetes; Hypocreales; Nectriaceae
Exons: 4
Coding region: 1-23952 (7983 amino acids)
Source: RefSeq, a predicted model, not a curated record